Hyla sarda is the source of this 1183-nucleotide messenger RNA. RefSeq names its product chromosome 3 C1orf131 homolog (gene FSAF1). Bases 64 to 864 code for a protein of 266 amino acids. The record is from RefSeq and is a predicted model, not a curated record. The transcript has 7 exons. Lineage: Eukaryota; Metazoa; Chordata; Amphibia; Anura; Hylidae.
AUGUUGUAGUCAGGAAAUCUGAAUGGUCUCGUCCAGACAGAAAGAAGCGGCUCUGUCUUCAACAUGACGGACAUGGAAGAGUCAUCUGAAGCGCGAUAUCAGCUGGACUCUGUGCUGAGUAACCUCUAUGACUUCGGUGAUGACUUUGUGAAUAGUGAAGACCACAUACCUGAGCAUGGAGAAACCAAUGGACUUUUAGAAGGAAAAGAGGCUGAGAAAGUGAAUGGCAAGGAAGAAGAUCAGCGACCGGUGUUGUGUUCUAAAAAGGGAAAGAAGAACGUCACCAUCUUCUUUGAUUCUAUUAAGGAUGAACUGUGUAGUCAGGCCAAGAACCCUACUAUGUCUAGUAGUUCUGUGUCAAAGCCGCCUUCUGUUGACGUUGUGACCUUUGUUAGUCGCAAAGUCAAGAAUCAAAGUAACGAGAAGACUAUACAAGAUGUGAAUACAGAGAAAAGCAAUGAGACAGAAGACAACUGUCUAGAGUUUAAUUUUGAAAAGGCUCGGUUGGAAGUGCACAAGUUUGGGAUUACAGGCUACAAAAAAGACAUUCAAAGAAAAUUUGAACAGGAGCGUGCUAUAAUGCUCGGAGCAAAGCCUCCCAAAAGACAGUAUGUGAAUUACAAGCUCUAUCAAGAACAACUAAAGGAAAAGAACCAAGUACAGAAAGAUAAAAAUGUUAUGGAAAAUAGCUUGGAACCGGUAAGAAAAAUCCGAAAACAGGGAAAGAAUGACAGAAAGUCCAGAAAAACGAAAAGCUCUCGGACGGCACCUUCCGGGCAAGUUGGAAGGUUUAGAGAUGGAGCAUUGAUCCUAAGUGGCAAAGACAUCGAGAAGAUCAAAAAGUCAAAGGUUAUUAAAGGAUGACGUUUCCAAUCCAAGGACUAAAUACUAAAGUACAUAUUUUUAUUUGUACGUUGCGUAAAACUGUGGCUGCCGACAACUUUAAAAGCUAAUAAAUGAUGUUUGGAUUGACGCCGCGUAAAUUUUCAUCUGGCAGAACAGAAGUAUAAACUCUAAACUGUGCUCAAGCUGUCAAAGAAUUUGUAUCUUUCCUCUAGAGCAAGCUGCAUUUUAACAUACAAUGCUAUUGUGAACUAGUUUGAGCUAUUUUGAAAUUUCGUCUUUUUUUAAUAUUUUUUUUGUUUUUUGAUAGAUUCUAUGGAUGAUAAAUUAAAAACUGGAU